UUUUAUUGGUAUUUACUCUGCGUAAUAACGUCAAUAUCAGCGAGACAUUUAAACGCGAGCAACAAAAUAGUUCUGAUAACGAUUAAAUGAAUUGGCAGGGCGCAUUAAGUGGACGAUUUUCAUUGCAUGGGCUAACGAAAGCACCGGGAACUAUAACCAUUCCUGGGAACGAAAAUACUCAAUUGAGGAGAAACAGCGGGAGAAGCACGCUAGACAAGCGAUACGAUAAUCCGUCGAAUAAUUGGAAGAUCCCCGUUAAUCCACUAUCAGAAGCGUUCAAACUUUACCCAACAUUGUCGGACAAAUGCCAGAUUUACAGAACUUCGUUUUCCAAUUCAUCCCGUAACGCGCAUCAGUCCGGUUACCGUGGACACGCGAGUAAACAAUAUCAAAAUAUCAAUCGAUCAGAGAGCCAGCAACGAUAG
Molecule: messenger RNA, 425 nt
Organism: Frieseomelitta varia
Lineage: Eukaryota; Metazoa; Arthropoda; Insecta; Hymenoptera; Apidae
Exons: 2
Coding region: 87-425 (112 amino acids)
Source: RefSeq, a predicted model, not a curated record